UUUUCUUUUUUUUCUUUUGCUUUCUUUUUCUCUUCUUUUUUUGUUUAUUUGGUUUUUUGCAUGAAAAAAAAAAAUUAGAAUAAAUAUAUUUAAUUUAGACGAAUGCAUUAUUUUAAUACAUGAUGACUGAAAGAGAUAAUCAAGAGCCAUCAACGAGAUAUCAUUAUACGCAACAACAAGAAACAAGUACCAAUGAUGGUACAACAGUACGAACACAAGCUGCUUUUGUGAAUAAACUAUACAAAAUGUUGGAAGAUACUUCAAUACAAAACCUGAUUUCAUGGUCAGAAAGAGGCGAUCUAUUUAGUGUAUCGAAUCCUACAGCAUUCUCAAAGUCCGUCUUGCCUCAAUAUUUCAAACACAACAAUUGGCAAAGCUUUGUUCGUCAACUGAACAUGUAUGGUUUUCAUAAAGUGAAUGAUAUGAUACAUUCCAACUUGACUUCAGACAACCAAACUUGGGAGUUUAAGCAUCCUCAUUUUAAAAAAGGAGAAAUUGAGGACUUGCAGAACAUCAAACGAAAGAGUACGAAACCUAGUGUGUCUAAUUUACCAGCUCGAACGCCGAAUCAUGUACGAUUACAAGCAGAGAAUGAUGAAGAUAUUUAUGGACCAAUGUAUAAGCACAUUCUACAUAUUGAAGAGCGAUUACAUCAUGUCUCAAGGUCCUAUGAAAUCCUAAAGAAUGAAACCAAUUCACUCAAGGGACUCUUGUCGAAACAACAAGAAACGAUUAGUGAAUUUGCAGGCGUAUUGGGUGAUGUGUUGAGUGAUGAAGCUAAUUUAAGUAUGAAUGAAGUAAAAAGAGAAUCCAUAUUAAGCAAAUUAAGUGAAUUACAAGCAUUAUUUAUGAACGACAAUGCCAGUCAAACAUCUUCAACCAAUUCAACUCAAUCCUUACAACAACCUUAUAUGAUGUCAAGUGAACAACAACAACAACAACAACAAACACAACAAGAACAACAACAAACACAGACACAAACAUCAAAAUAUUAUCCAUCUGACAUUUUACCUCCACCAAAUUACUCACAACAAAGAUUUGAUCCUUUUAUACACACCCAUUCUUCUUAUUCUCCUCAAUCUACUUCUUCACCUAAUACAGUAUCGAAAAAUAAACGACUAGGAUUUGGUAAAGAAUCUCAUUUACUUAAUCCUGAACCUCAUCUUGCAUACCCUUCUUCAAGAGACACUAAAUCAUCAUUAGCAGGUAAAUAAAUCUAAAAUUGAAGAAAUUUAAACUUUAAACUUUUUUAGAUCCUGAAGAGGCUUAUAUCAAAAGACAAAGAACAAACUAAUUCCUUUUGAGAAAAUUAUUAAUUCAUUAAUUAUAUAUAUAUGCUCCCCC
This is a messenger RNA of Gilbertella persicaria, 1344 nucleotides long. RefSeq names its product HSF-type DNA-binding-domain-containing protein. Lineage: Eukaryota; Fungi; Mucoromycota; Mucoromycetes; Mucorales; Choanephoraceae. Gene Ontology annotation, molecular function: sequence-specific DNA binding; DNA-binding transcription factor activity. Gene Ontology annotation, biological process: regulation of DNA-templated transcription. Bases 120 to 1214 code for a protein of 364 amino acids. The record is from RefSeq and is a predicted model, not a curated record. The transcript is spliced from 6 exons.